This is a messenger RNA of Quercus robur (English oak), 1724 nucleotides long. RefSeq names its product 26S proteasome regulatory subunit 7. Gene Ontology annotation, cellular component: proteasome regulatory particle, base subcomplex. Gene Ontology annotation, molecular function: ATP binding; ATP hydrolysis activity; proteasome-activating activity. The transcript is spliced from 10 exons. NCBI's taxonomy places the organism in Eukaryota, Viridiplantae, Streptophyta, Magnoliopsida, Fagales, Fagaceae. Gene Ontology annotation, biological process: proteasome-mediated ubiquitin-dependent protein catabolic process. The record is from RefSeq and is a predicted model, not a curated record. The coding region runs from base 175 to 1455 and encodes 426 amino acids.
CCAUCCGUCAUUCCUCUCAGUACAACAUCGCUUUGGCCUUUUGCUUUAGCUUUUGGUUUGCUUGAGCAAGGAGUCAAGGAGUGAGGAAAAGAAGAAGAAGAAGUAUUCUAUUGUAUUCAAUUCAGGAGAGUCACAAACACAAACGCAAAUCAAUCAAUCAAUCAAUCAAGGACGAUGGCAGGGGAGGCCGAGUUCGAUAUUAAGGACGAGAAGAACCCUCGCCCUCUCGAUGAGGACGAUAUUGCUCUGCUCAAGACUUAUGGUUUGGGUCCCUAUUCUAAUAGUAUCAAGAAAGUAGAGAAGGAAAUUAAGGACAUGGCUAAGAAGGUCAAUGAUUUGUGUGGUAUUAAGGAGUCUGACACUGGCUUAGCUGCACCAAGCCAGUGGGAUCUGGUAUCUGAUAAGCAAAUGAUGCAAGAGGAGCAGCCUCUGCAGGUGGCAAGAUGUACAAAGAUCAUUAAUCCAAACACUGAAGAUGCCAAAUAUGUAAUAAAUGUUAAGCAAAUUGCGAAGUUUGUUGUUGGGUUGGGUGACAAAGUUUCCCCAACUGACAUAGAAGAAGGCAUGCGUGUGGGGGUUGAUCGCAAUAAAUAUCAGAUACAGAUUCCCUUGCCACCUAAAAUUGAUCCAAGUGUGACCAUGAUGACAGUGGAGGAAAAGCCUGAUGUGACCUACAAUGAUGUUGGUGGAUGCAAGGAGCAAAUUGAAAAGAUGCGAGAAGUUGUUGAGCUGCCAAUGCUUCAUCCAGAAAAAUUUGUUAAGCUUGGAAUUGAUCCUCCCAAAGGUGUCCUUUGCUAUGGUCCUCCAGGAACAGGUAAAACACUUCUAGCUCGAGCAGUGGCAAAUAGAACUGAUGCUUGUUUCAUUCGAGUUAUUGGGAGUGAGCUUGUUCAGAAAUAUGUUGGUGAGGGAGCUCGGAUGGUUCGAGAACUAUUCCAGAUGGCACGUUCAAAGAAGGCUUGCAUUGUAUUUUUUGACGAAGUAGAUGCCAUUGGAGGGGCUCGUUUUGAUGAUGGUGUAGGUGGGGAUAAUGAAGUUCAAAGAACAAUGCUGGAAAUUGUCAAUCAACUGGAUGGCUUUGAUGCUCGUGGAAACAUCAAAGUCCUAAUGGCUACAAAUAGGCCUGACACGCUAGAUCCAGCACUUCUACGGCCUGGACGAUUGGAUCGUAAGGUCGAGUUUGGCCUUCCUGAUAUGGAGAGUCGGACACAAAUAUUUAAGAUCCACACGCGAACGAUGAACUGUGAAAGAGAUGUCCGAUUUGAACUUUUGGCUCGGCUUUGCCCAAAUUCCACUGGUGCCGAUAUAAGGAGUGUGUGCACAGAAGCUGGCAUGUUUGCCAUCCGAGCACGGAGAAAGACUGUGACAGAGAAAGACUUCCUCGAUGCAGUGAACAAGGUCAUCAAGGGAUACCAGAAGUUCAGUGCAACACCCAAGUACAUGGUCUACAACUGAGUCAGCUGUUUUGCUUCACUCCGCUUCACUUCCUAAGAAAAACCUUGAAAGCAGUUAUAGGCCUUUCGAAUGAGGCAUGAUAUGAGCCAUAUCCAUGUGGUUCUUUCAUUGAACUUGGACUUGCCUCUGCUCGGAUUGUAGCAUUUAUUAUUUGGCUGCAUAGCUUAUAGAAUAAUUCUAUUUCUGUGGGUUUCUCCAUGUAAACUAGUGAAAGUGUAUCAAACUAUGCUCUGCUAUAACAUUAUUCAGUGACUAUUCCUUUGCUGUCA